Micropterus dolomieu (smallmouth bass) is the source of this 4571-nucleotide messenger RNA. Its product is annotated as dual specificity testis-specific protein kinase 2-like. NCBI's taxonomy places the organism in Eukaryota, Metazoa, Chordata, Actinopteri, Centrarchiformes, Centrarchidae. The transcript is spliced from 11 exons. Gene Ontology annotation, cellular component: cytoplasm; nucleus. The coding region runs from base 823 to 2997 and encodes 724 amino acids. Gene Ontology annotation, molecular function: ATP binding; protein serine/threonine kinase activity. The record is from RefSeq and is a predicted model, not a curated record. Gene Ontology annotation, biological process: protein phosphorylation; actin cytoskeleton organization; positive regulation of stress fiber assembly.
UGUUCCGCUGGUGAGUCUCACCACCAGCGGGUCCGGGAGCAGCGGUCCGGACGGGAUCAUGAGCAGCAGACGCCGCCGGCCUGCGCAGCGUCCACGCGUCCAUCCAGACCGAGCGAGCCCCCGCCGCGAGCACUAGAUCGACUCUUUUACUGGGAGCUUUGUGUGGCAGCUGGCUGCUCGGCCCUCCUACCCUCUCCCGGUACCGUGCAGCUGCAGCAUCCGUCGUCAGCCUCCAAACUAACGGGAUGACGCAGGGAAUCGAGCCUCCUCACGUACCGACACGGUCAGGCGACGUUCAGAGGUUGCAGGAAUUCUUAAAACCCGCUGUGGCAGCGAGGUGGAGAUUAUUAGUGACUUAAUUAUUGAGACGUUUCCACGUUACCUGUGAAGUCAGAGGACAGUGUGGGCCACAGAGAACAAACCCAGAGCUGGUGGGAACUUGAAGUCUUGCUCAGGGAAACUUUGGUAGUGUGGAUGGAUGGACCUGGGAGGAAUGGUGGACUCUGUCCUCCACCUUCACCUCAAAUGAGCUGAUGGAGAUGAAGCUGAGCUAAUGAGAAAAGUGGCUGAAGUAGAAAUAUAGAUGAUAUUUUUACUCUAACCUGAGGUCUAUUGCAGCGUUUAUCCUGGUGCGUCCUGGAGAGCAGAUGCAAUCAGAGCUGCAGUGUUGUGUAAAAAACAUCAAGUCAUUUGGUCAUCAGUAUAACCCACAGGAGACGCUUUGAUCACUCGGAUCAUGGUGGAAGCCACCGUCUUCUCGUGCCCCAGGACUACUGCGGUCUAACAGGCAUUUAGCUUUUCCUGUGGUAGUCCGUCAGCACCAUGGACUACCACGCUGAGUUUUGCUUCUGCGAUCCUGAGGAGGGUCACGGCGGCCCAGAUGAGCCGCCGCUCCACAGUAUCCACGCACCCAACCGGGUCCGCCCUUCCUCGUACCGAGCCCUGAGGAGCGCCGUGUCCAGUCUGGCCCGCAUAGAUGACUUCUUCUGCGAGAAGAUUGGUUCAGGCUUCUUCUCUGAGGUCUUCAAGGUGCAGCAUCGGAUCACAGGGCAGGUGAUGGCGCUGAAAAUGAACACACUGGCCAGCAACAAAGCUAACAUGCUACGAGAAGUGCAACUCAUGAACAGGCUUUGCCACCCCAAUAUCCUCAGGUUUCUUGGGGUUUGUGUGCACGAAGGUCAACUCCACGCUCUGACUGAGUAUAUAAACGGAGGAAACCUGGAGCAGCUGCUGGACGGUGAUCUGUACCUGUCGUGGGGCGUCAGGAUCGGUCUGUCUCUGGAUAUUGCCCUCGGGCUGCAGUACCUGCACAGCAAGGGCAUAUUUCACAGAGACCUCACCUCCAAGAACUGUCUGGUUCGCUGUGAUAACGGCAUGUUCACUGCUGUGGUAGGAGAUUUCGGCUUGGCAGAGAAGAUCCCUGAUUACAGUGAUGGUUUGGGUAAACAGCCUCUGGCCAUCGUGGGCUCCCCCUACUGGAUGGCCCCUGAAGUUCUGAGAGGAGAGCUGUACAAUGAGAAGGUGGAUGUGUUCGCGUACGGCAUCAUCCUGUGUGAGAUUAUCGCCCGCAUCGAAGCUGACCCUGACUUCUUACCCAGGACAGAGGACUUUGGUCUGGACGUGGAUGCUUUUGAGAACAUGGUUGGGGAUUGUCCCGCUGCUUUCUUUAGCCUCGCUGUCACCUGCUGUAAUAUGAGUGCAGAGGGUCGCCCCCCGUUCUCUGACAUUGUUUUGACACUGGAGGGCAUGGAGAGAGAAGAAGACAGAGAGAAUCCCAUUGCACUCGAGCCAGUGACGGUGGACGUCAGCCCGUAUCGGCGGCGCAGCUCUCCGUGUCAUCCCGGUGACCGCAGCCAGCAACGCCAAGGCUUGGCGAGGAGCCAGUCGGACAUGAUACCCCCGGCAACCCUGACCCCUCCUCUCCUUGGGACCCCUGCACGGGUCAACCCCUUCUCUCUAAGACAAGACCUGAACGGGGGGCGGUGCAAACUCUUAGACACACCCAGCAAGUCUGUCAUCUCCCUGACCUUCACCCUCCCGGCACUUUGUGACCCGUGUGCCUCCCCGCCGCACCUUCUCAGGGGGAUGCUGGGGUCACGAGCGCCGCCAAGGAGAUGCCAGUCCCUACCCUGUACCCCGGAGCUCAGCCGGACUGCAGCCCUGCCAAGGGACACGGAGGGGAAGGAGGAGGAAAAGGACGAGGACGUCAGAGUGGCAGUGAUUAAAGAUGGGACUUGGGAUGAUGUGGAGGGCGGCGUGAGGAAGAAGACAGGGGUGACGGCAAAGCUGCACGAGAGGCUGCAGACAGAACACGUGGAGAUGAGUGAGAAGCGAGAGGAGGACGGGAUAGGAGAGGAUUUGGGUCUUCCUGUGGAGCUGGAGAUGGUUUCUCUGGAGCGGUUAGUGGAGGAGGAGGAGGAGGAGGAGGAGGAGGAGAGUGUUUGUCCAACAGAACCCAUGGACUGUACCAAGUCUCCAGAGUCAGCAGAGGGAAUCUUGGACUCUACAGCUGGAAGACCCCUGCUUACCUCCACUUCCUCCUCCUCCUUACGCACUAAUGGCUGGAGACUGCCCAUCUCCAACGGACCGCCCUCCUUGCCUCCUUUGCCACGACUGGACAACAACAACAGCUCAGCUCACGUGAUUGGCCAUCAGGUACAGUGGGGUGGAGGAGGGCGGGCUAACGGUUACAGUGGAGCCCGCGUUCUGUCCUCUGACCCUGGCGGUCCCUCUGAGCAGGAUGAGGUAAUGUCCUGUCCGGGCUGCUGUCUGGUGGGUCUGAGUUUCCCCUCUGCGCCCUACCGAAGGGCUUCGUUACCACGGCAGCGGCCCUACCGGAACCUCAAUGGUACCAUAACGGGUGGCGGCGCUUCCUCAUCAACAACCCCCGGCACAGCGACCAAAGCUCUACUGCGUCGCAGCGCAAAUGGACUAGUAGUGUCUGGGCCCUCUGUGCCAUGUGAGCCUGGCCGCUCCCUCCCGGGGGCCCAGACAUAACCUGCACGGAGGGGAUCUGGUUUUGAACUUGUCAUGCACCAGCACUAAAUGUCAGUAGAGAAACUUAGCAGCACUAAAUGUUGCUGUGCCACUACUGAGAACCCAUAAAUGACCCCAGCGUCUGAGAUGCGUCCUUAAUUCUGUGCAGUUGCAGCAUCCAGUAGUAGCUGGUGAUUAGAGAGCCAGCUGGUGGGCGGGAGGAUUAAGCCCAACAAAUCACUAUGAUAGUGAAGAACGUGCUGGUGUAAAGUGGCUAAAGCAGGCAGAAACAGCUAGGGUUCAAACAAAGUGGUUAAACAACACAUUACUGCCGCUGAAAUGGUGCUGAUCCAAACAGGCUCACAGUGAUGCACUGAACCACGCCACAGGGAACUCAGUCUGCACUCAACUGUGCUGGUUUCACACAACAUGUGACUGAUUAAACACAUUUAAACAGACUUUUUUUUUAUUACAACUCGGGUCUUAUUUUCGCAGUUAUGGUCGUAGUCACUAAUAACAACAUUACUGACAAGUUAAAUGCUGAGAUCUGUGGACACGGUGACACUAUAAAGACGUCACAUGUGGCAACACACAGGUUAGUCAAACUGACUGGUAGGGAAAAAAGACAUGGACUGUAAAAAACUGUCCAUUAUAAACACGUGUCACAGUUUACAGUCUGACUUCCUGCUGUUACUUUUGUUAUAUUUAGCCAAAACUGCAAAAAAUAAGACCCAAAAUUAUAAUAAACGAGGGAUAACCUUUAAUAUGUACAGUACUUUUUUGGUAACGGUGGCGGAAGAACAUUUUGUAAAGCAUUGUCCCUCCCAUAAAAAAAAAAAAAAGCUUUUGACUCGCAUGGCGGCGCUGGUAGAGCCACUCUGCAGGCCGCUGCACUGUUAAGACCAGGUUCUGUAUGGAGUGAACAGAAAAUGACAGUGUGGCUGUAGCUACAUAACCAUAUGAAAAAACGCUGUUUUUGAUUCUAUUUAAUUGAUUAACAGUAGCUACAUGGGGACUAUUUCUAAAAUGAAUAAAGAUGAUUUUCUUCCUACAGUUUUUAUAGCAGUUGACCUGAAUGAGUGUGUGAAUGAGUGUGUGUGUGCGUGAGAGAGUGAUGUAUGUUGCUCUGGGGAACUUAAAGUCUUUUGCACUUACGUUUGGAGCACUUUGCAGUAAGACACCAGGCAAAAGCUAGAUGGUGCUUUAUUUUAAUCUGUGUUACCACUGUUUUGUAAAUAUAUGUGUGCAUCUUGCCCAACAAACUGCACAGCUUUCAUCCUUUGACCUCGGUUCCUCCUCACAUGUAUCCUCUGUGUGUGUACAUGUACAUUUCAUUACGCUGUUGUAACUUAAAAAGUGGUAUGUGAUGCAGGUAUGAAUAUUUAUUGGACAGAUCAUUCCACACACUGUGUGUGUAUGUGCUUUUGAGCGAACUGUACAGAAGAGCGAUGGAUACCCACAGGAUCAAAAGUUUUCACGUCAUUUCCGAUGUUAAACCGUGGUUCUCACUUCAUUUCUACUUUUGUUCUGUUCUUCUAUACAGCUAGAAACCUGCUUGCAAUAAUCUGAUAAUAAACAAAUAUGGUUGUGCAUAA